Messenger RNA from Mollisia scopiformis, 1854 nucleotides. RefSeq lists its product as uncharacterized. The transcript is spliced from 2 exons. Gene Ontology annotation, biological process: regulation of DNA-templated transcription. Gene Ontology annotation, molecular function: DNA-binding transcription factor activity, RNA polymerase II-specific; zinc ion binding. Lineage: Eukaryota; Fungi; Ascomycota; Leotiomycetes; Helotiales; Mollisiaceae. The coding region runs from base 1 to 1854 and encodes 617 amino acids. The record is from RefSeq and is a predicted model, not a curated record.
AUGCAAUCCUCAACUCUACGCCGCGACCAUUCGUACACAUCACUCGGCGAGCGUCGAGGAAAAUCAGACCUGGCGCGGUUUUCCCUGGAUUUGAGUUGGGCCAGAGCGGUGUCCGACAGUGCUCGUUCAAGGGCAUACCCCUCUCCGCCCAUGUCAGGAUCUCCGCCGCUUCCACCAAGACGAAACCCCGAGUCCAGCGAUCGUGGUCAUGGAAGCUAUGGAUCGAGUGGGCAGGACGUCUAUAGGGGAAUACAAACACCGCAGAUGGAGCAUGCGGAACAGCAGCGAGGGCCGCUCAUGCGCGGAUACGUGCCAGAUCAAGGGCCUUCGAUGCCAUAUCCAGGACCGUACAGUCUAGCCAACAUGCCACACGCCCAAAUGCAAUAUCAACCACAACUUCCACAGAUGGUUCCACAACCACAACAACAGCAGCAGCAACUUCAUGGCUAUGCGCCUCAUCCCCCGCAACCUCCCGCGCCAUUCUCAACGCCUGACCGACCGCCAAUCAGCCAGACCUCCGAAUUUACCUCCCCGAAACAGCAAAGAAAGACAAAAGGGCACGUAGCGUCGGCUUGCGUGCCUUGCAAGAGGGCGCAUCUCAGGCAACGACCAUGCUCACGCUGUUUGAGCAACGGAAAGGAGGAUGCGUGCGUCGAUGUGCAGCACAAGAAGAGAGGUCGACCACGUUUGCGGGAUGAACGGGAGCCGCGAUUCGAAGGAGUAGGACAAGGAUAUCCUCAGCAUCCUGAGGCCUCGAUGAGACGUCCGCUUUCGUCCUAUAAUCCCAGCGAUCAGUCUGGGUUCUCAGAUACUAUGCAGAGAUCGAACUCGUAUAGGGUCUUGAAGUCGCAGGGAGGUGGUCCGAUGGGUGGUCCAAUGGCUCCAAGGUAUCUCGAUCAUGCAAGUGCUGCAGAUGCUAACAUCUAUGGGGCUCCAAUGCCUCUGACUGCCAGAAUGGGUCCAUCACAAGAACCUGCUUGCGCUUAUCUUAACCUUGAAAUGCAGAUCGUCAAGGCUACUCCGAGUUUUGGCGAAACAAUAGGUGUUCCUUCGGUCUACCAAAGAAAAUUACAGGACAUCGUAAGUCCUAACGAUCGGGAUAAAGUAGCUCGUCUCCAAAGGAUAUUCGAGGAUGAGCGUCGUGAAAGAGAACCAAACAUUCUCCCUCCCAUAUACCUCGUCAAGUUCGAGGAUGAUCGCGUCAUCCAGUCGUUGGGAUUUGGUCCUGAAGAGAUGGGACAACCCAGAGCUGACAAGCCGGAGAUGUUCACUUUCCAUGCACCAGAUGGGCAACAAAGGACUUUCCAGAUCCGUAUGGGCCUGGCCAAGAAGGAGUCGACAUAUUAUAUCGUCCUCCAGAUACAUGUCCCUCCUACCCAACAGCAGUUCCCCCAACAAGUGGCGUCGCAAUAUCCCCAAGAUUCUUGGUCUCGAGAUUCACAGCAGCAAUAUGGUUAUCAGACCCCUCAACAAUCGUUCGCUCCGAACCCUGCUCUCUCUCCUUUCACCGCUACUCCUGGAUUUGGCGACCCUCGUGGUGAUAUGACAGCUUAUCGAACUCCAGGACCUCUUGGAGCCAACAUUCCUCAAUCUGCGAGUAUGUCUUAUGCCCAAGCUCCCCCGAGACAGGAUUACCCUCAAGGUCAAACUCCAUAUCAAACGCCACGCAGCGAGCUCCAGCAAACGCAACCGCAACGACAACAUGACCUCCAAUUGCCCCCAAUACGAGAUCAACGAGGUGAAAGCUCCUCGGGCGAUCCCAUGCGGCGCAGGGAUGAUCGCAGCGGUCGCGUUGACAUUGGUGGACUUCUCGAGAAUCCAGACCGUUCACGAAGGGGACCUGGUGGACCUUGA